This is a messenger RNA of Salvia hispanica, 1276 nucleotides long. RefSeq lists its product as uncharacterized. The record is from RefSeq and is a predicted model, not a curated record. Lineage: Eukaryota; Viridiplantae; Streptophyta; Magnoliopsida; Lamiales; Lamiaceae.
AUAAAUAAUUAAAAAAAAAAAGAUUCCAUUUUUAUUCUGGGUUUGAAUAAUCUUCACCCUCUAGAUUUCUUCAUAAUUCUCCUGCUCGUAUUUAUGCGGCGGAAAAUCUGUUCACAAUUGUAGAUGCAGAUUUGUGCCCGCUGAUUUCAUCGCUCGAGAUCGACUCAGAUCUGUAUCAGGUGAAAUAUGGUGCAGAAAUAGAUGAGAAGAACUGAUGUUAUUGGCAGUAGAAGGAGGGGGGUUUUUCUCUUCAUCAGCUUCGGGAUAUAGUAAGGGAUUGACGCUUCUUCUAUUGGGACAGAAAAAUGAGAAGGAACCCAUGAGAGUAACACCUUGGAGCCAGUACCAGUUGGUAGACCAAGAGACUGAUCUCCAGCUGGCUCCUGGGAAGAACCGGCUUGUCCGUGGGUGCGCCUCCUUUGUGUGCUUUGGUCGCCCUGCCGCUGGACAUGAAAACCCUUCUCCCCUGAAAGUUGGACCAACUCAAAACCAAGAAGUUUUGUCAGAGCCUGUAGAUACUGAUGAGAGUAAAGAUCAAGUGCAUUCUGUUGAUCCAGUUGAUUGCAAUGAAAAUAUUAGAACGGUGGUUAGUCUUAAGAGUAGCUUGAAGAAAUCAGCAAUUGUUGGUCCGGUUGCUCAUGCUGUUGAUGGUGGAAACUCCAACAAGCAUGAAGUGGACAGAGGUGUUGCUAGUGAAUUGGAAAAGAGGAAAGUGCAGUGGACAGAUACAACUGGGGGAGAGCUUUUUGAGAUACGAGAAUUUGAGAUGAGUGAAGAUGGAUCAGAUGAUGAAUUUGAUCAGGCGACUGCAAAGAGUUGUUCAUGCAUAAUAAUGUAGUCCUUCAUCUUUCUUAGGUGCUUAUGGGCUCGAUUUACAAGCCUUUCGUGCGCCACAUCACCUGAAAUCCGAGCAAUGGAAGUACUGGUUUUAUCAUCCCCCAGCUGUGUCAUCAUCGGAUGACAGGAAAAAAGGAAAGUUUGAGGUAAUGCAAGAUGUCAUGGCUAUUCACUGGCCUGUUCUGAUCAUAUUCUUGCUUGCAUUCCGUUCCAGCGAAAUGGGCAUUUUUUGUUUCCCUUCUUGUUUUCGAGGCUGCAAAUAUUGUAUUUUGGUGUUCAUAUAUUGUUGUUUAGAUUUGGAGAGGAUGGACAAGGAAUUUAGUCGUCUCAUUAUUUAUAUUUUGUAGGUGUCAAUAUGAAGUAGAGUUUCAUUUGAAAAGAUUUGUAAAUUUUGCUUUGAUUGAUGCUAUGAAGGAUUUCUAUGUACAUUUCCUUAUCA